AUGCCACUUACUUUAUUUGGUAUAGGUGCGGGAGCGGUGAAGUCGCAGCAGCUUGAAAGCUACUCAUCCAAAGGGAAUGCUGGUGCAUCGGAUGGGAAGGACUGGCGCGGCUCGGUUGUGAAGCUACCCAAUCAUACUGUUACGCUGGAGAAGCGGCUCGCCGAAGGGGGCUUCGCAAUUGUGUACUUGGCAAAUGACAAGCGCGGGCGCCAGUAUGCGUUGAAGCGACAGUUUAUCAGCGAUGAUGCACGGCAGCUGGAGGCCUGUCGGAGAGAGUGCCGCAUUGUUAGUUGCUUGGCGGGACACAAGAAUAUCGUGUCAUACGUGGACCAUAUGAUACUGAAGAAUAACUGUGGUGUCUAUGAAUGCUCACUACUUACAGCUUACUACAAAAAUAGCGUGCUGCAGCUUAUGAAUGACCGCCAUUUGGCUGGACGAUGCCUGUCGGCGAAUGAGGUGCUGAAGAUUUUUUGUGAUGUCUGUGAAGCAGUGGCUCGGCUGCACCAUUCCCAAACACCGGUCAUUCAUCGCGAUCUGAAGGCUGAAAAUGUCUUGAUAGACGAGCGCCAGCGUGGCUCACCCACAUAUGUUUUAUGUGAUUUUGGAAGUGCUACAACAAAGGUUUUGUCCUCGGAGACGCAGUCGCUUCAGUUUAUUGAAGACGAGAUUCAUCGUUACACAACUCUGAGCUAUCGAGCUCCAGAAAUGAUCGAUAUUUAUUCCGGGAAACCUAUUGGAACAAAAGUCGACAUCUGGGCUUUGGGUGUGAUGCUGUACCGGCUCUGUUAUUUUAUUCUUCCAUUCGGUGAAAGUUCACUUGCAAUCCAGAACUGUUCUUACAGCUUUCCAAACGAGCCAAGUUAUCCGGAAGAGCUGCGUGCUAUCAUUAAGGUCCUUUUGGAUCCGAAUUUUGCUCAUCGUCCAGACAUAUAUCAGGUUGCGACACUUGCAUUUGAAGCCUCGGGACAGCGUUGUCCAGUUGGUAAUUUGAAUAAUGUCCCGGCGUUGCAGCUAAAUGCUGUGGUGCAUAGUUUCCAGGAGAUGCAAGGCGCCACGACCGUUACGAAUGCUACGCAUCGUGCAUCCACAUUUGCAGAUUUCUCUCCCUCUUUGGUGUGCGUGCAGCAGGAAACUGUGACUUCGAUAAAUCCAAGGCUUCGUCCAAAACCGUGUGCAAGUGCUGCCCGUUUAAAUUUGUCCGGCUCCGUUUCACGACUUCUUGAGGCGCCGCGUAUUAAGCAGGAGAAUAGUUCUGUGUCGAAGAUGGCAGUGCCAGACGCAGGUAUCUGGUUUUGAAA
This is a messenger RNA of Gongylonema pulchrum, 1298 nucleotides long. NCBI's taxonomy places the organism in Eukaryota, Metazoa, Nematoda, Chromadorea, Rhabditida, Gongylonematidae. The record is from the annotation of a GenBank genome assembly.